GCCGGCGGCGCGGGCGGCAGUUGGGAUUUUUUUUCCCAGGGGCCUCCGGGGCGCGAGUUCUUUGUGGAAUCCGCACACACAUUCCAGCGGCUUGGAUGCCCCUCCCUUUGUACGUGCGCGCGGUUGAUGGACAGCCAGCGUCGCCAUGGCAACGCGCGGUUUGAUGGACAGCCAGUGUCGCCCUGGCAACGCGGGGCCCUCUGCUGAGCACUGACCUGGAUUCCGGGCGGCGGCCGAGGGAGGCUGGGCCUUCCUGGCAUUGUGCGGCCGUCGGCGGAAGAGGUGGGGGUGGGUGUUCGGGCUGGGCUCUCAGGGGGCUCUCAGGGCCGGCCUGGGCUCUAGGGGCCAGCCUGGGCUCUAAGGGCCAUCCUGGGCUCUCGGGGAUAGCCUGGGCUCUGUGGGCUAGCCUGGGCUCUGAGGGCUAGCCUGGGCUCUAAGGGAGCUUUGUGGGCUAGCCUGGGCUCUGAGGGCUAGCCUGGGCUCUGUGGGCUAUCCUGGGCUCUAAGGGGGGCUCUAAAGGCUAGCCUGGGCUCUAGGAGCCAUCCUGGGCUCUGUGGGUAGCCUGGGCUCUAAGGCGGCUCUAAGGGCCAUCCAGAGCUCUGUGGGCUAUCCUUGGCUCUCAGGCUAGCCUGGGCUCUAAGGGGGGCUCUCGGGGCUAGCCUGGGCUCUGGGGGCCAGCCUGGGCUCUCAGGGCCGCCCGGCCCCCCUCUCCCGCCCGCAGGUCGCCGCCGGGCCGCCCCGGCCGCCGGCCUGACCGCGAUGGACGCGCCGGAGCCGCCCCGCCCCGCGUGCGCCCCCCCGGACGUGGCCGCCGCGUGCCCCGCCCCCCCGGACAUGGCCGCCGCGUGCCCCGCCCCCUCCCCGGGCUGUGUCCUGUGCCAGUUCUGCGAGCUGGACCCGGCCCGCGAGGCGGCCAAGACGUGCGUGACGUGCGCCGUGUCCUACUGCGCGCCCUGCCUCCGCGCCACGCACCCCAACAAGUGGCCGUUCACCGGCCACCGGCUCGCCGAGCCCAUGCCGGACGCGCACCUGCGCGGGCUGCAGUGCCCGGAGCACGAGGACGAGAGGGUCAGCCUGUACUGCGCGGCCGACGACCAGCUCAUCUGCGCGCUCUGCAAGCUCGUCGGCCGGCACCGCGACCACCAGGUGGCGGCGCUGAGCGAGCGCUACGACAAGUGGAAGCAAACCUUGGAGACCAACCUCGCCCACCUGGUCAAGCGGAACUCGGAGCUGGAGGCGCAGCUGGGCAAGCUGAUGCAGACCUGCCAGCUCGUGGAGGUCCACGCCGCGCGGCAGGAGGCCCGGCUGGGCGAGGAGUGCGACCUCCUGGUGGCCGUCGUCCAGCAGCGGCGCGAGGCCAUCGGCGCCAAGAUCCGGGAGGGCAAGGCCGUGCGGCUGCGUAAGCUGGCCCAGCAGAUCGCCAGCUGCAAGCAGUGCGUGGAGCGCUCGGCUGCCCUCAUCGCCCAGGCCGAGCUGUCACUCAAGGAGGCCGACCACGCCCGCUUCCUGCAGACGGCCAAGAGCAUCACCGAGAGGGUCUCCAUGGCGACCGCCUCCUCGCAGGUCCUGCUCCCCGAGAUCAACGUCAGCGACGCCUUCGACAGCUUCGCCCUGGACUUCUCCCGGGAGAAGAAGCUGCUGGAAUCUCUCGACUACCUCACAGCGCCCGGGCCGCCCGCCCUCCGCGAGGAGCUGUGCACGGCCUCCCACGACACCAUCACCGUGCACUGGGCCUCGGACGACGAGUUCAGCGUGGGCUCCUACGAGCUGCGGUACUCGGUGCUCACCGGCCCGGCCAACGUCGCCAGUCUGUGCAGCUCGGCCGACAGCUGGAUGAUCGUGCCCAACAUCCGGCAGAACCACUACACGGUGCACGGGCUGCAGAGCGGCACCCGCUACGUCUUCCUGGUCAGGGCCAUCAACCAGGCCGGCAGCCGGAGCAGCGAGCCCGGGCGGCUCAAGACCAACAGUCAGCCGUUCAAACUGGACCCCAAGUCGGCGCACCGCAAGCUGAAGGUCUCGCACGACAACCUGACGGUGGAGCGGGACGAGGCCUCGUCCAAGAAGAGCCACGCCCCCGAGCGCUUCUCCGGCCAGGGCAGCUACGGCGUCGCCGGGAACGUGUUCAUCGACAGCGGCCGGCACUACUGGGAGGUGGUGCUCGGCGGGAGCACGUGGUUCGCCGUCGGCCUCGCCUACAAGUCUGCGCCCCGGCACGAGUGGAUCGGCAAGAACGCCGUGUCCUGGGCCCUGUGCCGCUGCCACAACGCCUGGGUGGCUCGGCACGACGGCAAGGAGGUGGCGCUGGAGCCGGCGCCGCACCCGCGCCGCGUGGGCGUCCUGCUGGACUACGACGGCGGCUGCCUGGCCUUCUAUGACGCCCUGAGCGCCCUGCGCCUGCACGCCUUUGACGCUGCCUUCGCCCAGCCCGUGUGCCCCACCUUCGCCGUCUGGAACAAGUGCCUGACGGUCAUCACCGGGCUGCCCGUCCCCGACCACUUGGACGGCACGGAGCCGCUGCCCUGAGCGCCGCCGGGCUGCAGGGCGGGGCCAUGUUGUCCGAGAUGGCCGAGGUCGGGUCCAAGGUGGUGGCCAUAUUGUUCCUGGAGGAAUCAAAAUGGCGGACAUCUGUCCAAGGUGGUGGCCAUGUUGUCCUGUAGGAAUCAAAAUGGUGGAAUAGAAAUCAAGAUGGCAGCCAUCAGGGCCAAGGUGGUGGCCAUACUGUCCCUGGAGAGAUCAAAAUGGUGGACAUGUGGUCAAGGGAGGUGGCCAUGUUGUCCCAGUAGAAAUCAAAAUGGUGAAAUAGAAAUUAAGAUGUUGGACAUCUGGUCCAAGCUGCCAGCCAUAUUGUCCCCAGAGAGAUCAAAAUGGCAGAAUAGAAAUCAAAAUGGCGGACAUCUAGAUGGUCACAGGCAGUGGCCAUAUUGCCCCGUAGAAAUCAAAAUGGCGGUACUUACCCACAGACUGCCCACUUCCUGCGGAACUGAACUCAUGCCCUCCAGGGGGCGUGGAAGACACUGUUGGAUUGCUGUGGCUUUGUUUCCGAAUAAAAUAAUUUUUUUAGCAAAAAAAAAAAAAAAAAACCUCUAACAUUAGCUUAUUUUGUACUUAAUUUUCUUCAUAAUAUAAUUAAUUUUUAAUAUUAUAUCAAUAAAUAUAGUCUAAAAAUUAAAACAAUAUUGUGAGUUGCAUAAUGAAAAUGACAGCUCCACCUUUUUUCACUUCUGAUUUCCACUCCUAAUAUGUAAGAAGUUCAUUUUUUUUUAUUUAAAAAGAUUUAUUUAUUUAUUUGAAUAUCAGAGUUACGUAGAGAGAGAAGGAGAGAGAGAGGUCUUGCGUCUGCUGGCUCACUCCUCAGUUAGCUGCAACUGGCCGGAGCUGUGCUGACCUGAAGCCAGGAGCCAGGAGCUUCCUCCAGGUCUCCCACGCAGGUGCAGGGGCCCAAGGAUUGGGCGUCUUCUACUGCUUUCCCAGGCCAUAGCAGAGAGCUGGAUCGAAAGUGGAGCAGCCAAGUCUCGAACCAGCACCCAUAUGGGAUGCUGGCGCUUCAGGCCAGGGCUUUAACCGGCUGUGCCACAGCGCCAGCCCCAAAAAGUUCAUUCUUUAGGUUGUUUCUUCUGUUAUUUAUUUCCAUCUUUCUAGACAAACAUUAUACUGCUAUUUCUUGAUUUUUCAAUUCUAGACACUUGAUUUAUUUAGUAGAAAAUGGGAAUUUGGUUCACUUAAUACCUGUUGCCCCUGGACAAUUAAAAGCUUAUAUAUAUACAUUUUGGUAGAUCACAUUUUGGUAGAUCAAUAUUCAAGAUUUACAUUACUAUUAAUAGAUUAAUUGACUUCACAACUGGACCAAUUAGUGUCAUCAUAUUAUGUUUCUUACCUAGCUUUUCUUUUUAAGUGGACUUAAUGAUUAUAUUUUUUGUUGUCUGUUUAGUUUUCCGUGUCCUGUCACUAAUUCACAUCCAAACACUCUGCCAAAUUGGUAAUAUUCUUUUUAUUAUAACAAAUGUAUAACAAAAUCUGUGUAUUAUUUUUUCCUUUUUCUGGGCAUAUCUCUCCUGGAGCCUUCACCUGUCUUGCUGUUAUCUCCACUAGUGGUUCACCAGUCUCCUAAACAUCUGUUUACUUGGAUUUCUAUUUAUUGUUUUUCUAAAAACCCCCUUUACCUUUUCCUAUUUGAAUCUUGCCCAUUCAAUUCUAAAUUUGUGCACAUCAAUUUUUGUUUAUUCUCAUUUUGUAUGGUUAAUAUCCUUUGGCAACUUUCUAAGAAAGGGUGCAGGGAAAUUAAUGUUUUGACACUCCAUAGAAAUGAAAAUCUCAUACCUUCUUUAUUGGUUGAUAGCUUAUGUGGGUACUGAAGUGUAGGUUGCAAUUUAAAUUUUUCUACAUAUUGGGAAAGCAUUUUUCAUUAUAUUCUGCAUGUUAUCUUUGCUUUUGGUAAAUUCAGUACUACCCUGAUUUCAAAUAGUUUGUAUGUGACUCCCUCAGCCCCAUUUCAAAGCAGUGCUGAGGAUACCUUUACAGUGCUAUGAAAAUCCAUAUGGAUGAACUGCAAUGUGUGCUUAUAUCUUUGGCUCCUGGAAUUUUUAAUAUAAUACUCCUUUGAUGAUCUUUAUACUUCCAUCGUGUACACACUGUCCCUGUCUUCAGUUUCUGGAUCUUCUGAUGAUUCCUUAUUGUAAUCUUAUUUUACAGGAGAUCAGACAUCUAAUCUUGGAUGCUUUUCCAAUUUUCCUGUUUUCUCUCUCCUAUUUUACACUUCAACAAUCUUUUUGUUUUAUUUUCUAGAUUUUCCUUAACUUUCUCUUCCACUCUAUAUAGACUUUUAUGUAGAUUUCUGCUGUUUGAAUCUCCAAGAUAUUUCUUGUUCUUUCAAUGUUCCUUAUGACACUGUGUUUUUGUUUUAUGUCUAUAAGUGUGACUAUAUUUAUGACUAUAAAGUCUUAGCUAGUUAAAUAAAUUAAUCUUAGGUUUUCAAAGUUGUUAUUUUCUGCUCACCAACAAUAUUUAUAUUUCCUCUUAGCCCUUCCCUCUCCUCCCCUCUCCUCCCCUAUUUUCCCCUCCUCUCCCCUCCCUUUUCAUCUAGUCUCUUCUCUCCUCUCUUCUCUCUCUCUGUCUCUCCUCCCUCUUUCAACAAUAAUAUAUCACUGAUUAUAGGCACAUGUUAUACAGCAAAUCUCUAGAAUUUGAUCAUUGGGUAUAACUGAAGCUUUAUACCCCUUGAAUGUCAACUUUCCAUUUCUCCCUCCCCCAAGUGUAGGCAAUUACCAUUUUACUCUCUGCUUCCAUGAAAUUGACUGUUUUUUUUCAACUUUUAUUUAAUAAAUAUAAAUUUCCAAAGUACAACUUUUGAAUUAUAGCAGCUUUCCCCCCCACAACUGCCCUCCCACCCGCAACCAUCCCAUCUCUCACUCCCUCUCCCAUCCCGUUCUUCAUCAAGAUUCAUUUUUUUUAAUCAAGAUUUAUUUUCAAUAAUACUACAUGUAAGUGGAAACAUAUAAUACUCAUCUUUCUGUGAAUGGCUUAUUUCACUUAGUAUAAUAUCCUCAUGGUCAUACAUAUUGUUACAUAUGAUGGAAUUUCUUCCUUUUAAUGACCACAUUAAAUUUCAUUAUACAUAUAUCACAUUUUAUUUAUCCGUUCAUCAAUUGAUGGACAUUCAGUUUGCUUCUACCUCUUGGCUAAGGUGAAUAAUGCUACAAUGGGACAUGGGAGUGCAAAUACUCCUUCUAGAUUCUAAUUUCAAUUAUUUUGAGUUAAAGUAGGAUUACAAGUAGUUCUAUUUUUUUGCAAGGUGUCCAGUGUGUAACAAACCUUCCCAGCCAGAUUAAUCAAUUAAUUUAUAAGCUUUUAUUGGGAUUCUGCUCCCAGGCGAGGUUCACCAGUCCCAACAGAGCAGGGGUGGGGGUUGGAAGGAGUUGCACGUCAGAGGUUGGGAAGGCUCCUUUUGUAGAUACAGGGCAUGGAGGUUAAAAGUUGAGGCGUGUCUGAUCCCCACUGGUUGACUUUUAGGUACCCGUGGGGACCUUGGCAAGGACUUUUCAUUCCCAGAAGUGCAGGUAGGGACUCUCCAUUCCCGGAAGUGUGGGCCUUCUCUCCUGUGGAUCCCAAAGCUACCAUUUUGAAUUUUGAAUUUUUUGAGGAACCACCAUAUUGUUUUCUCCUGUGACUACCAUUUUGCAUUCCCACCAAGACUAUACAAGAGUUCCUAUUUCUCUACAUGCUUGCCAUCCCUUACCAUUCUUAAAAUGAUGUUUAUAUAAUAUAGCCAUCCUAAUAAGUGUGAGGCAAUAUCUGCUUGUGGUUUAGGUUUGAAUUUCCCUGAUGAUUAGUCAUAUAAGCAUCUAUUUAAAUACUUGGGUGUUCAUACAUCUUCUUUGGAGAAGUAUCUAUUAAAGUCCUUAUCCUGUUUUUAGUGGAGUUAUUUUGUAGUUUCAAUAUUUGCUAUUCAAUUGUAGGAGUUCUUUAUAUAUAUUAUAAAUAUUAUCUGAUAAGUGUUUGCAAAUAUUGUCUCCUGUAAGUUCUUUUUUUCUUCUUUUCUUUUUUCUUUUUAAGAUUUAUUUGUUUGUUUAAAAGUCAGAGUUACAGAGACAGACAGACAGACAGAGGUCUUCUAGCCACUGGUUCAUUACCCAAAUGACUGCACCAACCUGGGCUGGGCCAAGCUGAAGCCAGGAACCAGGAACCAGGAACUUCUUUAAAGUCUCUCACAUGGGUGCAGAAGCCCAAGCACUUGAACCAUCCUGUGCUGCUUUCCUGGGCCAUUGGCAGGCAGCUAGAUUGGAAACAGAGUAGCCAGGACUUAAACUGGCACCCAUAUGGUGCAACAGACUGCAGCUUUACUCACUGUGCCACAGCACUGGCUCUUCCUCUCUCUCUCUCUCUCUCUCUCUCUCUCUCUGUCUCUUUCUCUCUCUCUUUCUCUUUUCUUUCUUUAUGGAUAUGCUCAUUCUUAAAAAUGAUGAUACUUGCCAGUCAACUCAUAAUAAAAUCUGAGGCAUAUUAUUAAAUUCAACUUAGGUUGGAUGGAGGUGCAAGGAUGACUAUCUGAGUUCUGGUAUUACAUUGGAGAAAGUUGCCGUACAUUGUACUGUUCAGCCUGCAAGUUUUUUUUUGUUUGUUUGUUUGUUUGUUUUUGACAGGCAGAGUGGAUAGUGAGAGAGAGAGACAGAAAGGUCUUCCUUUUACCGUUGGUUCACCCUCCAAUGGCCUCCACAGCUGGCGCGCUGCGGCCGGCGCACUGCGCUGAUCCGAAGGCAGGAGCCAGGUGCUUCUCCUGGUCUCCCAUGGGGUGCAGGGCCCUAGCACUUGGGCCAUCCUCCACUGCACUCCCUGGCCACAGCAGAGAGCUGGCCUGGAAGAGGGGUAACUGGGACAGAAUCCGGCGCCCCGACCAGGACUAGAACCUGGUGUGCCUGUGCCGCUAGGUGGAGGAUUAGCAUAUUGAGCCACGGCACCACCGGCCUAGCCUGCAAGUUUUUACAUAGUUCUUUUAUGAUUCAGUAUAGCACCAUCCCAUAUUUUCAAGUAGGUGUUAUGCCUCUAGAUGCAUAGGAAUUCUAGUUUAAGAUCUCUUGAGACUGUAAUGUAUAAAGAGAAAAGAAAGAUAAAAGGAGAGAACAGUCAAUAAACUAUGCCAGAAAUUUUUAUUUGUAAGAAGGGUAAGGCAAGCACCAGCAACAACUAACAACACAGAACUGAGAAAGCUAAGACCUAAGCUUGUAGAAAGAAAGAAGAAAAAAAAAUCAAACCAAUUCAUGCCUCAGAUUCUCAGAACAAGUUCAGAACUGUAGGAUUAUCUGGGAGAUAUAGAUCUAAAAGGCUGAAAAAAAAAAAAAAAGAAAAGUGAUCAUGCUUAUAUAAGGAGCUUAUACUUACAACUUCUCUAUUCAUCUUCAAUAGAUAGUUGGCAGCCCUUCUCUCACUUUGCAAAACAAGCAGGAUUUCCUCUCUUGAGAGCUUAAACUAGAAUCUCUAUGCAUUUGGGGGGGCCCCAGCCCUACCUGAAAGUAGAGGAAAGGUUCUAUAUACUUCCUAGAAGUUUAGAAUGGUUCAAGGAAGAAGUGUUAGCCCACCAAACAAUCUACAGUUAUUUAAUUUAUAAUUAUGAUGUAAUAGAAAUAAACCAAACUUGCAGUGAGAAGACCUGAAUGCAACUGAGUUAAUUAAUCUGUUGAGAUAGCUUAUUUUCUUAUCCAUAAAUGGAAACUUCUUCACAUCUGUGAGGCACAAAAUCCCAAACUCAGGGAGUUUCUGUGAACCUUUGUUAGGGUAGGUGUUGGGUUAGUCCUAUUCAACCGUGUACUCCGGUGCCAAGUGCGUGAUGCAUACUAGACAUACAUUAUUGUUGUGAAAUCACUUUUUGAAGUAUAAAAUACUUAACACAUGUAAGACAUUGCUAAGAGAUAUUAUGGGAAGGAAGUAAUAAAAACGCUUAUCCUUAGUCAAUCUUGAGUGCUUACUAUAUGAUCAACACUGAUUGAAACAUGUUAUAAAAUGAAUGAUCUCAUUUCUUUCUUGUAAAAACAUUCUGAGAUAAGAACUAGUACUAUUCCUAGUUUGUAUAUGGGAAAAAAAAUUCACUAGUGGUUAAGGACUUUGCCAAGAUCUGAGCGAAGAGUAGCCCAAGGGUAUGAAGGUGGGUAGUCUGGCUAUGAAGCUUGCUAGACUGGCUUUAGCCAUCAGAUUUGUUAAGUACUGCCCUGCACAUUCUGUUGACAGAAGUUGAAAUCAUUGGAAUGAAUAUUUGAAAGUGGUGCUUUAUAGACAGACCAAAAGAAGUAACCGGAACAUAAGCAGCAAGCAGCAUAUCAAAAAUGCAAUGUGUCUCAAUUAUUUAAGUGUGUAUUGUCACUGACAUACCCAGUGAAUAAGAUCACAUUCAUUCCCAGGUUCCUACUAUAGUUUCCUAAUGUGAACCUGCCUCGCUGGACGCAAAAAGACAACAUAUAAGCCAACCUAAAGUACAGGAAAAAUUAAAGACAUUUAGGUCCUUGAUGAUUGGAGAGUUAGAGAUCUGAAAAGUGCCAGUACCUCUUAGUUUAUUGGUCCAUAUACUGACACCAAUUUUCAGGAUAAUUUUCAUCAAUCUGCUAAGCAUUUCUAUUUGAAGCUUCUUAAUUUCUAAAAUCUAAAACUUGCUUGGCAGUCAAACUGAAUAUAUCCUAACUCAAUGUGAUAAGUAUGAUUUUCAUUUCAUAUCAGUUCUAAAAGAAUUGAUUAAAAUAGCUUAAAAUUACAUAGAUUCAUUCUCUGUCUACAUGUACUUAUGAUGUGCUUAUGGAAUUUGUAAAAGGUUGAGUGGAAGUUUUCUUAGCCCACAGUAUGACCUGAAUUAAGAUAAGUAAUCUAGAUCAGUGUCUCUCUUGAGCCUCAGCCUAGACAUUAGGAUUUUUCAAGCUUCCUGGUAUUUUUCAUGUGCAGCCGAAGUUAUAAAUGACUCAUCUAAAUCAUCCUUUUACCCUCAUAAUAGCAUGAUUAGUGACUAUAUAUAUCCACAGUAACAUUAUCAUGAUAUAUGUUACACUCUGUUGUGUGGUAUCAUUAUUAUAAUGUGUCAAAUUAUAAAUCCAUUGCCCUUAUGUGGACAUAAAAGCCACAUGUUUUCAUCUCUACUUAACGUGUAAGUAAAGCAGAAUUCUGAGAAAUUAGGUAACUUGCUUGGACUCAUUUGGCUGGGAAGUGGCAGAGCUGGGAGUUCAGGUGGAGUGGGUGGAUUAGUUGAAACAAGGGCAGCUUGAUUCCUUGACUGAUGCUCUUACAAAAUCCUUACACCAUAAUGUUUCCAUGUUUUCAAGAUCUCUAAUGAAAAUUAACUUUCUUUUUUAAAUAUUGAGAGGCAGAGACACAAAGAGACCUCCCAUCCACUGGUUCACUCCCUAAAUGUCCACAAUCACCGGGACUGGGCUAGAAUGAAGUCAGAAUCUGGGAACUCAAUACAAGUCUCCUAUAUGGAUGGCAGAGACCCAGCCACUUGAGCCAUCAUCUGCUGCUUCCCAGGGUCUGAACUGGCAGGAAGUUGAAACCUGGAGACAAAGUUAGGAAUCAAAUCGAGUCACUCGUAUAUGGGAUAUGGGUCUCUUGAUUGUUAAACCACUUUCUCCUCCAUCCCUGAAAUUUUAAAUUUUAAAGGCUAUAAGAGAAGAAGAAUUCCCAACCCAAAAGACAGUUUUCUCUUUUUGAUCCACAUCCUUCUAUACCCUGCCUCAUGGCACCUCAGAUCUGUUGCUCUGGGAUUAACCACUUGUCCUGCACACCCAAGCCAUCUUGAACCUUGGACAUUUUUUCUGGAAAUUUCUACCUAGUGAUCUCUCUUUGAAUACUGAAAAGACAACAAAUAUAUCAGUGUUCUUGAUCCUGGCCCUACCUCGUCAUCCUCUAUUCAUCAUCAACACAUUUAGUAAAAUUAAGCCAUCUGGCUUUCCUGUGGCUUCUUAAAGUCUUGUGCUCUUGUGUUUUGGGUGAGGAUAAGAAGGAUUACAACACACCACUCAGUAAAAAUGAUGGCAGGAAAUAUGAGGACACAUCUGAAAGUGUUGUUUAGCAGGUAUCGGGGGCUGAAUUCUAUUCCUCAGAAAAAAAAAUAAAAAAUAGGAGUGAAAUCCUAACUUCAGAGCCUCAGAACAUGAUCUUGUUUGGAAGCAGGAUUUUUAAAAAGACAAGUCAAGUUCAACAGAGAUCAUUAAUGUAGGCCUUAAUCCAAUGUGACUGAUAGCCUUACAAAAUGGAGAAACUGGACAGAGAGACAGAUACUCAUAGAAGGCAGACUGCAAACAGACAGGGAGGAGAUGGCCGUUGACAAGCUGAGGAGAGAGGCCUGGAACACAUCCUUCCCUCACAGCCCUCUGGAGGAAGCAACCCUGCUGACCCCUUGAUUUUGGACUUCUGGCCUCCAGAACUGCGAGACAGUACAUUUCUGUUGUUUGAAAUCUGUGGUCCUUUGUUCUGGCAGCACUAGGUAGCUGACCCAGCAGGUGAGGUGAAGGGAAAUCAGGCUCCAGGAGAGCAGCCAGAUAGAGCUGACGUGUGCUCUGCUUAGGAAACAUUAAAGCAGGGAUUUGGAGUCUCCAGGGAGCCACACACAGAGCUCUCUGAGCUCUGGAAUUCUCUCCUGGGAUCACUGAAGGAAAAGGUUUCUUGUCUGAGCUGCCAGCAUCUGGUUCUAUACCCACCUUGUCAGGGCGGGGGGCGGGGUAGGCAUUUACUGUCUCUGUUGCCAUGCCAACCAAGGAGGUUGGCAAAUUCAAGUGCUCUCUCUUUCACAAAAAGAUCACCAUGCCUUAGACUCUCAGGCACUUGCUUUGAGUAAGCCUGCCUCCUAGAACUUCCAUUCUAAGCUGAGUAAAUUAUAAUUUUCCUUGUUGCUGAUUUCAAGGUUAUAGUCUAUUUCUUAUUUAUUUAUUUAUUUAUUUAUUGGCAGGCAGAGUAGACAGAGAGAGACAGAGAGAAAGGUCCUCCUUUUGCCGUUGGUUCACCCUCCAAUGGCCGCCGCGGCCGGCACGCUGUGGCCGGCGCAUCGCGCCGAUCCGAAGCCAGGAGCCAGGUGCUUUUCCUGGUCUCCCAUGUGGGUGCAGGGCUCAAGGACCUGGGCCAUCCUCCACUGCCCUCCCGGGCCAUAGCAGAGAGCUGGACUGGAAGAGGGGCAACCGGGACAGAAUCCGGCGUCCUGACCGAGACUAGAACCCGGUGUGCCAGCGCCGCAAGGUGGAGGAUUAGCCUAGUGAGCCACGGCGCCGGCCCAUAUAGUCUAUUUCUAUCAGCAGGAACACCUCCACACUACUUGAAACGUUUGUCACAGGGCAUCGGAAGGAAGUUCAGAAACUGAUGUGCUUUGGUUCUUUGCAAGACACAGACAGGUGAUACCUUCUUGGGCUCUGAGCUAGUAAAUGCACUCCUCUCACUACCCAACCCCACACCCCUUACAAUCACAUACACUACUCUGAUUUUCCCUUUCCCCUUUCACCCUCUGCAUCAUCUGCUACCCCAUCACUUUUUUUUUUUUUUUUUUCUGGUAGGAGCUCAGGAGCCUGGCUGCAGACUCUUUCAUCAUCAGGGAUUUCAUCAGUGAUGAAAUCAUCACUUAUUAGCCUCUAGCUCCUAAUUGGAAGGAACAGAUCAUGUAUCCUCUUUGUCCUUGUGUCUGUAAAGCAGAGAAACUAGCAAUGGUGUAAACCAUCUUUUUCGGGGUCCUGAUUGAGGCUUUCCAUGGGGCUGCUCAGCAGCCAGAUGUGUGGCUUCAAGGAGAUGGAGGAUUGUUUACAUUGUGAUGAAAUUCACACACUUCAUGCUAGUAGCAAAGGUCGAACUUAGAAAACUCUUGAAGAGGAUGCAUUUCAAAUAUUUUUGACUGGAAACAGACUAAUGGAAUGCAGACAGGUAGACAGGUGAAUGUUAGCAACUAGUGUCACCAUAGCAACCAGAGAAUCAUAGUUGAUGGUGGUGACUUACUCUCUACUUCCUCCAUCUCCCAGAAAUUACAAGCACUGUGCUAUGAUUGAGUGGAGAGCAAAAGUAACUUUAUAUUUAUGAAUAUAAGAGAGAUCAUCUUCCCCCAAUCAUUUCUACUCAGCUAUUGUUGGCAGGAUGGACAAAGUUACGGAAAUACUCCCAGGAAGGCAACAUGGUGAAGACAAAGCUUAACAAGU
This is a messenger RNA of Oryctolagus cuniculus (rabbit), 12641 nucleotides long. RefSeq names its product E3 ubiquitin-protein ligase MID1. Gene Ontology annotation, molecular function: zinc ion binding; protein binding. Gene Ontology annotation, biological process: regulation of microtubule cytoskeleton organization. NCBI's taxonomy places the organism in Eukaryota, Metazoa, Chordata, Mammalia, Lagomorpha, Leporidae. The record is from RefSeq and is a predicted model, not a curated record. Gene Ontology annotation, cellular component: cytoplasm.